Actinia tenebrosa (Australian red waratah sea anemone) is the source of this 1123-nucleotide messenger RNA. RefSeq names its product fasciclin-2. Lineage: Eukaryota; Metazoa; Cnidaria; Anthozoa; Actiniaria; Actiniidae. The record is from RefSeq and is a predicted model, not a curated record. Gene Ontology annotation, molecular function: protein binding. Gene Ontology annotation, biological process: cell-cell adhesion.
UUUGUUCAUGGUGUACAUUUUGCGUGGUUUUAUAUUCAUUUUACUAUUUGUCAUGUUUAUUAUCGCAGUCAAACCAACUGUUAAUGAGUCUUAUUCGACUUCAAAAUCCAAAUCAUGGAAUGGCAACAGUAUUCAUCUCAGAUGUUUUGCAACUGGUUUACCUUCACCACGAAUAUCAUGGUACAAACCAACAAAUCAACAGAUCACUACAGGUGUCAUCAUUGUACCCGGGGGUAGUGAGGUGACAGUACUGACAGCUACUGACCAAGCGGACUAUGGACAGUACAAGUGUCGAGCAACAAACAUCCUGGGAAGUGAUGAACAUGUUAUAAAUGUUACUAAGCUGAUUUCCCCAGGUCCUGUUUCUUUAACAAUAACCGAUGUCGAAGCAUCAUCCAUAAAUGUUACAUGGUACAAACCUGCUGAUGAUGGUGGACUCGAUGUCACUGGUUACUUAGUGGAAGUCAGUACCAAGCCACCAGUGAUCACAGUGAAUACCAAUGCUGUUGUAACAGGACUGAAAGCAAACACGCUCUACGCGGUCAAAGUGUAUGCCAAGAAUAUUGUUGGAUAUGGAGUGGGGUCUUCCAAAAUUAUCAGAACACAAAAAAUAGGUAAAUACAAUAUGAAAGGAAAAGGUAAGCCAUCAGCUCCAGAGCUAGUGAUAGCUCUUCUUGAACGGUCACCAGAGUUCAAACUCUCAGUCCUCUUGAGAUGGGAAGAGCCGGAUGACAAUGGCGGCAACAUAUCAAGGUACACAAUCUACGUAAAGGAAGUCGAGAAAAAGGCUGAGUGGACAAAGUAUGAUAACGUUAUUGAUUCAAAACAGUUUGAAUAUAAAAUAACAAAGGACAUUGUUUAUGGCAAAACAUACAUGUUUAUGGUAACUGCAUGGAACAAAUAUGGAGAAAGUGUGAAGGAUGAAGGAGGUGCCAAGACUGUAAAUACUACAGCUGACAAGGCAACGGCUACAAAUGGUCGGUAUCAGAAAUAAUUUACAGUUAAAAAAAUUAAACAUAUUUUAUUAAUAUGUUCUCCUAUUCUAUUGACCAAUAUGUAGCAAGUAUUGAUUCUUCUAAAGAUACAUAGGGAAUUAUGUUUAUAGAACGAAACGGGGUAUUGA